AUGGACCAGCUGACAGAACUUCGGUCUUACAAGAACCUUUUCCGGAACACAAAUUUUAGCAGAUAUUUCAUACCACCAUAUAACUUUUCUGGAGCUGAAGGAAUAUUUCAGGAGUUUACCAGUAAUUUGUAUACUGUUCACCAAUACUCUACUGUUAUAUUACUGACGCUGUACGUACCAAUAUUUAUGGUCGGGCUUUGUGGAAACAUUCUGAUCAUCAUCUCGUCUGUUCGCGAGACAAAACUUAAGAAAACUAAGAAUUUCUUUCUGGCUAAUUUAGCUCUGGCUGAUUUGGCUGUGACUUUAUUCUGUAUGCCGACUACAGUGGGUACCAUCGUCUAUCGACUUUGGAUUUAUGGAAGAUUCUUGUGUAAAUUUACGGCUUUCUUACAAGGUGUGUCAGUUGCUGUCAGCAUUUUCUCCUUGACGGCUAUGAGCGUCGACCGCUACGUGUCCAUACAACAUCCGGUUGCUGCGCGCAGAAUCAUGUCUUCUUCGCAAGCUUUGCUGAUCAUUGGAUGCAUGUGGGUUAUCUCGGCGAUCUUCAUGGGUCCUCUUUUGUACAUCAGGGAUGUCUCCGUCGUCGAGAUGCCAACUCUCCCUCCUCUAACGUUCUGCAUUGAAGACUGGCCCCAGGACCGAGAUCGCGAAGCAUAUGGCCUUUUUCUGCUUUUCGUAGUAUUUCUGAUUCCUGCCGGGACGCUUGCCAUAUGUUAUGUCAACGUCGGGAGAACGCUUUGCACUAAUGAAAUACCACGUGAAGGAUCAGAUAGCAGUACGCGUGGACUAUUUUCCCGGAAGCGGGCUGCGCGCAUGCUCAUUAUACUGGUGAUUGUGUUCAUGGUGUGUUGGCUUCCAUACAACAUCGCGUCGCUGUUCUCCGAUAUGACAGACGGUAGUCAGCUGUUAUAUAUAUUGUUUUUCUCCCUCUGGCUUGGACAUGCCCAUAGUGCAAUAAAUCCAGUCAUGUUUUGGCUUUUGAACAGACGCUUCCGGGAAAGAGUUCGAGGAAUGAUGAGAUAUGUUCAAAAAAGUAGCUGCGGUUCUGCUACCGCGCAUUCUCUACCGGAAUAUGUAUAAAAAGACAAUUCUCAUAUAUCAAAAGUACGUCCAUAUAUAAAAUUCUCCCGGUGAAUCGUCUCGUCAUUUGCACACAUCCGUGUGUUUGCUUUACUGUUAUAUUUGGACCCGUAUGCUUUCACGUUUUAUAGAACAAUAUUGCCUAAACAAAAAUUAUUAUCAAAACCGAGGUGCUUUUACUUUUUGACAACGAAUUGCUUUAAGUCAUAGUUUCUGAGAGUUUAUUUCCAAAACAUAUUUCGUAAUAAGUUUUACGUUUCGUUAAAAAGGAUCUACCAAGGAGGAGAACCAAUUACCGGCGACCGUACUUUGAUGGCCCCUGGCACCAACGAUAAAGUAUUCUAUAAUGAGUUCCCUGUGUUAUUGUAUAUGAGGGAAGGACAAAGAUGUCGGUUGUCUGAGAAUUCCUGACAAUGUGGAUGAUCAGUGUACGUUUUUCUUAUUUAAGAUGACCUCGAGCAAAAGAUGUCAGUAUGUCAGCUCAUCGCCAAUAUAUAGAAAAAUAUUUAUCAUUUACAAUCUUAUCUGAAAACAGUACAUGAUAUGGAAUGAAAAAGCAGAUAGAUUGUUGCACCUGCCACGUGACAAGUUAUAUGUGUUUAUAGAAUAUAUUUACUUGAUCUAUAUAUAACCAUACCUUUACCACGCAUGUGUGAUAAUGCCGCUGUACAUAACUUUGUAUUCAUCAUACUUGCAUGAAUAAUGAUAUAAACAUGCUAUGUGUUAAAGAAAAAAAAUUUGUACAAGCAUAGUCAUAAUAGUACAUAAAUGUUUAUAGUACAUGUGAAUAUAUAUGUAUAGAGAUGUAUAUUUCUAUAAUGUAAAUCGGACUCUGUGGGUAUAAUGGUUAAAAGUUCA
This is a messenger RNA of Pecten maximus, 1938 nucleotides long. Its product is annotated as gastrin/cholecystokinin type B receptor-like. The record is from RefSeq and is a predicted model, not a curated record. The transcript has 2 exons. Lineage: Eukaryota; Metazoa; Mollusca; Bivalvia; Pectinida; Pectinidae. Gene Ontology annotation, biological process: G protein-coupled receptor signaling pathway. Gene Ontology annotation, cellular component: membrane. Bases 1 to 1080 code for a protein of 359 amino acids. Gene Ontology annotation, molecular function: neuropeptide Y receptor activity.